This is a messenger RNA of Sardina pilchardus (European sardine), 3733 nucleotides long. RefSeq lists its product as uncharacterized. Gene Ontology annotation, molecular function: electron transfer activity. The coding region runs from base 231 to 1730 and encodes 499 amino acids. Gene Ontology annotation, biological process: cell redox homeostasis; intracellular signal transduction. Lineage: Eukaryota; Metazoa; Chordata; Actinopteri; Clupeiformes; Clupeidae. The record is from RefSeq and is a predicted model, not a curated record. The transcript is spliced from 11 exons.
GUCAGCGGCGAGUUUCUUUUUUCGCUAAACGGAACGAAACAGGAUGCCAAGAAAAAUACAAUUUCGAGGUUGUGACAGUUUAUUUUAAAGUUUUGUAACUCAAGAUGUAUCACUUACUUUGAUCAUUGUUAUCGCACUAAAUGUUUUAGGGUGAAAUUACGUUAACGUUUGCUGUUUCGAAGUCGGCGACAUUGUGAGGACAUAUCGGACUUGGUACUUUCAUUUUUCCAAUGCGGAAGAUCUCUCUGCUUGCAGUGCAGGUAACGUUAAGGCGAAAUAUAAUGGCUCAGACCGAGGGCUCUAUAAAGGGCCGUGUGACGGUGUACUCUGUGAUUGGUUGCCCACACUGCCUCCAAGCCAAAUCAACAUUAAAGGAACUGGGGUUGCCUGUGUGUGAUGUGGACAUAAAUCUAAACGCAGCUCUAAGGGAUGAGGUGAAGAAGCUGACAGGCCGCAGUACGGUUCCUCAGAUAUUCUUCAACAACGUUCAUGUAGGGGGCAAUGACGAUCUGCAAAAGAUGGCUCCUGAGGAGCUUCAGCGGUUGGUGCAAAUGGUGCGAGAACAGCCAGUCCCUGCAGAUGCACCUCCUUUACCUGUGGAGAACAGUUCAGAUGCUACAGCGGAGAGUGGAGAGUUUAUGUGUGAGAGGGAUGCUUUUGCGGACUUGGUUGAGGAGUUCAAGUCCAGCGGGGUGAUUGGCAGCCACAGGAAGGGGUUGAGAGUGUGCAAGAACAGCUUCACAGGGACACAGCUGGUGGACUGGCUGCAGACAGAAAAGGGCAUGGACAGGCCAAAGGCACUUGAACUUGGACAGGGUAUAAUGGAGAGAAAGUACUUUAUUGCUGUGGCGGGAAAGGGUGGGUUUGAAGAUAGUAGCACCUUGUUCAGGUUGCUGGAGCAUGACCCCAACGCUGCACUCAACACAGGAGAAAUGGCAGCAUGCAGCCCCUUGAAGGCUUCGGAACUCUCUGAAAUCCUGAGGAACCUUAUCUUGAAACUUUAUGCAGACCACCUCUCCUCUGAUGGCAAGUUUGUGGACUACAAGGCGAUGUCUCAGAGUCCUUUCUUUGAGCAGUACUGUGAGCUAGCGGUGCAGCUGCAGCGGGUGGAGCUGGGCUCCCUCAGCCGGGAGGAAAAGCUGGCCUUCUUCAUCAAUGUUUACAACGCACUCGUCAUCCACGGAAAUUUACGCAUGGGCAUUCCCAAGAACAUGUGGCAGCGGUAUCGGUUCUUUAACUAUGCGAGCUACCUCAUUGGAGGUGAGGUGUUCACCCUUCAGGAUAUUGAGAAUGGAGUAUUGCGAGGUAACAGGAAGGGCGUAGCACAAAUCCUGAGGCCCUUCUCAAAGAGUGACCCCAGGCUUCAGGUGGCUCUUCCUGACCCUGAGCCUCUCAUUCAUUUUGCUCUCAACUGUGGUGCAAAAGGUUGUCCGCCAAUUAAAACGUACACACCCCAGGGAAUCGAUAGUCAGCUACGGACUGCAGCUGAAGCUUUCCUGGAGAAUGACGAUGGAUGCCUUGUGGACCCCGUCAAAGGAGAGGUGAAGCUGAGCCAGAUAUUCAAGUGGUACAAGGUGGACUUUGGAGGAACAGAUGAAAAGCUGCUGAACUGGAUCUUAAAGCACAUGAGUGACUCCCCUAAAAAGGUCAACCUGCAAAGCCUGCUGUCAUCUGGAUCUGUCAAAGUGAGCUUCAUGCCAUACGAUUGGUCUACCAACAGCAAAGACUGAGCAGGUGUUGCGUCUGCCUCUGAUGUUCACUGCCAGUUAUCUGAUUAACUGGACAUUCAAAGUAGCCACUGCUGUCUAGCCCAGUAGGGCAAAGAAACUUUGAAAAGUUGUCGUAUAUGUUUCUUGCCACUGUUGACUAUGCAUUCAGCUUUUUGUUUGUUUUUUCAACAUUAGCCUACCUGGGGCAGUCUAAUCCUGUAGCAUGGUUGAUACUGUUUUUUCGGUCAACACUGCAAAUAAGUUUCAGCAUUUGCAGAAUACAAAUCAAAAGGUUUUUUAGAUUAUCUAUUUAUUAUAUGAUCUGCACUUUUACAAAUAUCCAAGUGUUUUAUAUCAAUUAGCUAGAAAAUUGUAGGAAGUAAUAGCAUUUUGACUAAAAAGACCAUUGACAUUGGACAUAUUUGACAGAGUGCUCUGUCUGAAAUGUGUGAUCUUUUUCUCAAGUCAUUAAAUUAUUAAUUUAUUAAUGAAUACACUAUUUAACAUUACAACAUUAUUUAACAUCAGAAUACCUCCACUUGCCUUUCAAACUACUGGUUUUGACGUACUGUAUGUCCUUUAAACUGAAGUCUGAUCAUUAUCAUACUUUCAUACUGUAACAUUUGUAUACUCAUGCACCUCAUUAUUAUUUUGCCAUUAUUUAUAAACUGUCAUCUUGUCUGAUAAAGAAUCAGGGCAGAGAAAACAAGCCAUAGGGCUACCAUUGAUAUAUUCUGAGAUGCUGUUCACCAGAUACUGUGAAAUAAUCUGUCGAUGAAUAUUUGACCACACAAUGUUUUAGUGCACAUGAGAGCUCAAAUUUGAGAGGUUUGAAUUUAAUUUCCAUUUUGGUAUAAUAUAAUCAAAGGCGUGGCAUGAUCCAACCAGUGUUUCCCAAACUCUUCUGUGACACGCUACUGUGUCAUAAGAGCUGCUCAGGUGUGCUGCAGGAUAACACCAUUUUCUUUUCAUUAUUAUUUCUUUUUUUUUUCGAAAAUAACUUUUAAAUUGUUGAAAUUAAAUAGAAUUUCAUUAAUAGAUAAUAGUUCUAAAGUUGUAGUUUAAAAUUAUGUUUAAUUUCAUUAGCUCUAAACUGAACUGACUUAUUGGUCAAUCAAAGGAUAAUACAUCAUUGUCCACUAAUACGGUUGCAAUAAACCCUUUCAUUUUGUGACUUGUGGGAUUUAUUUUUGUUGUAAAUAGUGUGCCAUGAGAAGAAUGUUUGGGAAACACUGAUCUUGCCUCUGCUAUAUAAGGACAAGCUUCUCUGAGCCUUGCUUUUCUAUUUUUGUAAUGACUGUUCUUCAGUCUUUUGCCAGGAUUGCAUGCCAGGAGCUUUAUUCUGCACACUGGCAUGAUAUCCCAGUGUUUUUUAUUCAUUUGCAUUCUGGUAAACAUUGCAUGCUUUGAAAUGCCUGUUGCAUGUAUUCUAACAUCGUACACUAGGGGUUUGUAGAACGGUAGGACCUUCACUCUUUAGUUUCUAGCGAGUGCCUUUAAAAUAAAUGCAUGCAAACCAUGGCAAUCUCACUCUGGCCAAUGCAUAUCAUGGGUGCCUCUCAUUUAGUCUUUUAUACAUCCUCCCUUCCUUCCCCGGUCCUCGUCCUCAUUGAUCUACAUAAAGAAUGAUGGGGCGGCAACAAUGGGAUAGUCUAUCCAGUGUUAGUUAUAGAUCAGUGGGAACGAGCCUCGAGGAUCGAGGAGGGAAGUUGAGAGGCGCCCCAUGUCCUACCUACAUUGCUGUAGAAAUGUGACCUCUUGACCUUUGGUCUUUAACACAAGAAAGGUCUCUACUGAAUAUAAGAUUCUGUAAUAGUCACUGCUGCAGUAAAGGCCUUUAUGGGAGCAGACACCUGUUAAAAAAAACCCAUGCAGGUUACCUCUUUUAAUCUCCUCACCUAUCAGGAAAAUGUUAUGUAUGAUGCAAGACUGUCUUGGUUCUCCUCAUAACUGUAAUCAUGCUUUUGCAUGGAUCAAGCAAUACUUGAAGAAUCACAGGUGAAUAUGCAAUAUUUCAAUAAAAU